Messenger RNA from Daldinia childiae, 366 nucleotides. RefSeq names its product DNA-directed RNA polymerase I subunit RPA12. The transcript is spliced from 3 exons. Gene Ontology annotation, cellular component: RNA polymerase I complex. The record is from RefSeq and is a predicted model, not a curated record. Gene Ontology annotation, biological process: termination of RNA polymerase I transcription; DNA-templated transcription. Bases 1 to 366 code for a protein of 121 amino acids. Gene Ontology annotation, molecular function: zinc ion binding; nucleic acid binding; DNA-directed RNA polymerase activity. NCBI's taxonomy places the organism in Eukaryota, Fungi, Ascomycota, Sordariomycetes, Xylariales, Hypoxylaceae.
AUGGCAGCUAUUGGCUCUCUAGUUUUCUGUACAGACUGCGGCAACCUACUCCCCGUGUCUAAAGGCAAUGUCAAGAAUAUCUUGCAUUGCGAAUGUUGCGGCGCCGAAAACAGAGACACAGCAUCGAAGACGACCGUCACCCAAAGCAAGCCCUCCGAUUUCCCCUCUGCGCUUCGGCAAAAGCUCUCCAUCGUGCAAUCGGUCGAGCGACACAAAAUUCAAACGGAAGCCGUCGUCAACGAAACGUGCGAAAAAUGCGGACGUACCGAGGUCAAAUAUUCAGCAGUACAGCUACGUAGUGCAGAUGAGGGUAGCACUAUCUUCUACACCUGCGACUGUGGUCAUAAAUGGAACACCAACAAUUGA